GAAGGCUUUGGUUGCUGCGCGGAGUGGCGGAGAGCGCAGGGACGGGGCUGGGCGCGCUGGCGAAUGCGCAGAAGGCGCGAUCGGAGCGGCAGUCGGCGGCGACGGAGAAGCGGAAACGAGCCCCCACUGGAGACGUCGGCGGCAGCGACGACGGUACCCCCGCGGCGGCCGCUAUGCUGAGGGCGUUCUACCACGUCGGCAUAGACGUGCCAUCGAAAGAUCCGCGGCGGGCUCGAGAACUCCUCGCGGCAGCUGCUGCGGCCAGUGUGCGGCGCCACCCGACCGCGCCGGCGGACCCAGAAGAUCGCGCGCAACCGUGGUCGCGAGCAUUGGCCGAGGACGCGGCCGAGGAGUUGCCAGCUGUGCACUGUGCGCGCGGGGGGGGGGGGGGCAUCUGGCAGUCGGGGGACGUAAAGAAGUUGUGCGAGCAUGUUCGCGAGGUGCGCGGUGACUUCGCGCUGCCCAUCGCCGAGUUGGUUCAUCCGCCUGACAACGGUGAGAAUCUCCGAGUCGCGGCUGCGUACCAUGAGAUCGUUGCAUAUGCCGUUCGGGGCGGG
Prorocentrum cordatum is the source of this 557-nucleotide messenger RNA. Lineage: Eukaryota; Dinophyceae; Prorocentrales; Prorocentraceae. The record is from the annotation of a GenBank genome assembly.